This is a messenger RNA of Dromaius novaehollandiae (emu), 6202 nucleotides long. It is a transcript of the gene NIPAL1, whose product is annotated as NIPA like domain containing 1. Gene Ontology annotation, molecular function: magnesium ion transmembrane transporter activity. The transcript is spliced from 6 exons. The record is from RefSeq and is a predicted model, not a curated record. Gene Ontology annotation, biological process: magnesium ion transport. The coding region runs from base 2056 to 3171 and encodes 371 amino acids. NCBI's taxonomy places the organism in Eukaryota, Metazoa, Chordata, Aves, Casuariiformes, Dromaiidae. Gene Ontology annotation, cellular component: membrane.
AGUGUUUUACCCUUGAGGCAGGGGGCCGCUAGGUGAAGCUUGCUCCUUGGUGUCUCUCUCGCAUUUCUGUAAGCCUUGGCGUGCCGGGGAGCGGUCACUGGCUUUCUGGGCUUUCGCCCCUGGCAGUCUUUGCUUGGCGGAAGCGGGUUUGUACCUGGCUGGCAGCUAAGACAGGCUCUUGGCUUUCUGAUAUAGGCACGGUGUCUGCCAGGCGUGAGCUGCCUUGGGAGCACAACAGAAACGGACAAAAACGAUGUCUGUCAUCGAAACAAGUAGUUUUCCAGGUGAUUUUAGAUCAAUAUCCCCAGCCUCCGGCUGGACGCUAAGGAGGCUCUCGCUAAAGGACUGUGGGCUGCUGGUCCUGAGCUUUUGCAGCGUUGCAGAAUGUGAAAUUUGCUCUAAAGGCAGAUAGCAGAGGGCUAGAUGAGCUACUAGGCUGUCUGCAGCGCUUCUUAGUAGGUAAUAUUUAGGUGUUUGAGAAAACUUUCUGGGAGCUAGCUUAAUCGUGAAACCACUGUCGAAGUCGAACAGUGGCAGCCUUAGCUCAGAACGGCUUUGCGUUGCUAUCAGCCUUGAGUCAGAGCGCGAAAUACCUAUUUCCUCAAGGAGGGGUUCUGGUGACAGGUUUGCGUUUGGGUUUGUUGACAUUUCAACCUGGGGAGGUGAAACUAGCUGAGCUACAGAAACUGGGCGCUACGUGAGCCCAGCUUCCUCUUGUGUUUGUCCCCUUCCUCGGUCCUUCCAACCCUGAUCUUGAGACUGUUGGCAAUGGGUAAUGAAGUAAUUCCUCUAUCAGCCUCCUUUUCACAACCCUCAGUUGCUCCUUUCGUGUAUGGAGUGACAUCUCUUUACAGGCAAGUGGAACAAAUGAUACAUUUUUUUAAAACUAGAUAAUCUCUUGAGCAUGGCAGGCAAAGAUCACAGCUGUUCAGGAUGACUCUUCGCAGCUGGCAGAGAAUCCUCAAGAUCCAGUGUCCCUUUGUGGAUGUAAGUGAGCAAAGUUCGCCUUUCAGGAAGGAAGGGAACGUAUCCUGGGGCGGUCACGAGAAGAAACGCUUUUAUUCACGUGUGAUCCCACUGUGCUGUACUUGGUGGCUUGACUGAAGAAUCAGUUGAAAAACUAGUAGUAACAUCAUUAUUUGGAGGAGAAUAAGCCUGCAAUUAAUCUACACCUAAGUGAAAGGUUACCAUUCACAAAAAAGGAUGAGAAGAAAGUUACUUUCCUGUACCAUAGUAACCCAACACACUGAUAGAAAGCUGCCUUUUCAGUCUCAAGUGGCUGAAAGACUGUAGUUGUCAAGAGUUUUUAUCUUGAUUAAUUGGAGGGACCUGUUGCUGCCUCUCACAUAAGGCUUGUAACAUCACUGAGUGAUGUUACAAUCUUUGCCAGUCCUGUUUAGCACCAUUGCAUAAAGUUAAGCAACACACUAGUUCUCUCUAAUUUUUUUAUUUUUUAAUGCUAGCUGAUUUUCUUUGCAGCUUUUGUUUUGCUCAAGCCACCUCUAAGCAACAUAACUAAAGCUGUGUUACGUUGCAGGUUGUUAAAAUACUACCUUAGCUGUGGAGGCCUCCCUUUCUUGGAGGGUGUCUUGCAGAAACCAUGGAGAAUGAAUUAGACCUGCUAGCAAUAUAUGCAGACUUUCUUGGAUGUGGUCUUUUUUACUGGAUGGAGGCUGAGAAAUUCCAACACUUGUUUGGGAUUUCCGGACACGCAGCAGAAGUAGCUCUGACCAUACCGCAGGACACUUGAGAAAUCUUGAAUGUGUCCAUGGUGUGCACACUGCAGAGGUGAUCUGUUCACGUGCAGUGGACACACAACAUUAUCAGGUUGGGCUGGGUUUGCUCUGCUUGCAAUCAACAACACAUCUGUGAACGUUUGUCUGGAAAAACCUAUCUGGCAAAACAUGGCAAACAUAAUCCUUCAUCAGUUUUUCUUCUGAUGUUGAAGACAUUCAAACUGGAGGUGCUGUGCUCCCCUUUGCUUGCCGCGACUCUUACCAAGCAUGGUGCCAGAUCAUCAACGUAUCCGCACCCCGCUCUUCUUUCCUCUCCUCCAUGGAGAAGACCUUCAACGAAACAAACCUGAGCAUUUCCGCGCCUGCUGGCAGCAGAUGUCGGCUCUACAUCGGCUUGGCUUUGGCAAUAGGUUCCAGUAUCUUUAUUGGUGCCAGCUUCAUCCUGAAGAAGAAGGGCCUGUUGAGACUGGCCACCAAAGGAGUCACCAGAGCAGGACAGGGUGGAUAUUCUUAUUUGAAGGAAUGGCUUUGGUGGGCUGGGUUACUGUCAAUGGGAUUAGGAGAAGCUGCCAACUUUGCUGCCUAUGCCUUUGCGCCUGCAACCUUAGUUACUCCUUUGGGUGCACUGAGCGUUCUUGUAAGUGCUAUACUGUCAUCUUACUUUUUAAAUGAGAAGCUGAAUAUUCACGGAAAGCUGGGCUGUGUACUGAGCAUUUUGGGGUCUACAGGCAUGGUUAUUCACGCCCCCAAGGAGGAGGAGGUCACCUCAUUAGGCGAGAUGGAAAUAAAGCUGCAAGAUCCAGUAUUUGUCGCAUUUGCUGUUGUCAUAACAAUCAUUGCCCUCGUGCUGAUUUUUAUUGUGGCUCCAAGGAGAGGUCAGACAAAUAUAUUGAUCUACAUUUUAAUUUGUUCAGUCAUUGGUGCCUUCUCUGUCUCAUCUGUCAAAGGCCUGGGCAUUGCCAUUAAACAAAUGCUGGAGGAGAAGCCAGUGUAUCGACAUCCAUUGGUUUAUGUUCUGGUGGGAAUCCUAGUGCUCUCGGUCAGCACUCAGAUCAACUAUCUCAACAAAGCGCUGGACGUGUUUAACACGUCUCUAGUGACACCUAUUUAUUACGUGUGCUUCACCACUACAGUGGUAAUGUGCUCCAUCAUCCUGUUCAAGGAGUGGAAAAGCAUGGACCUGGGGGACAUCACUGGCACCUUGAGUGGGUUCUGCACUAUCAUCAUAGGCAUUUUUCUGUUGCACACUUUCAAAAAUGUUAACAUCACCUGGAAUCAGUUGAUGUCCACGGUUGUAAAAGAAUCUUCGUUGCCAUGCCAUGAAUGUGACUCCUGUCAUAGCUUGCUGGAGAACAUGGAAAGCCCAGCUUUGGCACAGGAGGAGGACAAUGUUUUAUACAGUCAAGGAAGCUCUCAAGCAGCUGUUCAUCAGUGAAGUACCAUGAGUUGCAGACUCAGCCUGCCCGUGUCUGUCAGAACACUUUUCCUUUCCACAGUCUUCUGAAAGACCAUCUGUGAAGAGAGUUAAGUGUGGGAUACCCCUCUCUUAGAAAGCUUGGAAAAGUAGCCAGCUGUUGGUAGAAAUGAAUGAAAAGGUUCAAUAAUUAACAUGACAGACAGAAACCUGAUGGAGUUUCAUCAUCAGGCAAUAAAUAGGUUUGUCCAGUUUCUAUACAUAACAUCAUCUGUUGGACGAUUUUAUUUAAAAAAAAUAAAAGCUUUCUAAACUAUAUUUACAAAGUGCAAUUUUUCCAUCAUGAUAGAAGAUAAUGUCCUUGCUAAAGUAACAAGCAGUCUGCUAUUAUCUUAGUAAUGCCCUUGAUAUUUCAGGCUUUCUUUACCUAUUUAUAAUUCAUUGCCAAGCAAACUUGUUGAUAUUCUACCUGAAGGGUAUUCAUUGGAGAUAUAAUAUGAAGAAAAUGCUCUCUAAUCCUUUUAGCUUUCAAUAUCAAAUUUUAUGUAAGAUUUUUUUUGACUUUUGAGUGCCAAUGAACCUUGUAUGGCUGUUGCACGAAAAAGUUAUGAGAUGUGGUUCCCAGUAACCAGUCUCCUUAACUCUUUUUUUCAAUAGCAAAGCUCUAGCUUUUUUUACCAUAGGAAUCCUUCACUCUCCAAAUCCCUGAAUGCACAUGUGCCCUUUUACUUCAAAACCAUGACCAAGUUACAUUUAAAAAAAAAAACAAAAAACCACAGCUGUUUAUAGGCCUGAAAGCAGUUGCCAUUCACUUUUAAAAAUUACUUAAGAUGAAAGAAUAUUUUAUUCAAAGACAGCAAACCAAUACAUGCAAUUAAUAAUUUCCGCUCUCUUCACUUUAUAUUACUCUGAGGCAAAAGAAGGGAAUACAUUUAUUUCAGUGCUUCCUCUUAAUACUGCCAUCUAUACAUCAGAAGCUAGUUAAGCUUUAAAUUUUUCUGUUCUUCCAGAAGGGGACCAGUACUUCUUGAUAGGAAAACAGGCUUGUUACUUUAUAUUUUGUUAUAAAGGCAGAAUUCACUUCCAAACAGUGCUCUAUUUCUAAAAAUCCUAGGUAAAGGAAGGGCAGCAAUGGUUGAGAAACAUCGAAACAUUAUAGUAGGUGUUUUUCUUUGGCAUUUCCUUUUCUGAAAAUGAAUAUUUACUUGUAUUAGAUGUUUUAUCUCUUAAUCUACUAUAUUCCUUGAAGAUUUAUAGCUGUAUGACUGCUUAUUCCUCAGUUGUGGUCACUGAUCUUUAUCUCAUAAAACCUUGCACAAUCCAUGUUUUACUCAUCACCAUCCCCUUUAUUUCCACUUUAUGAGCAAGAAAGUUACUUUGGCAGUCAGAUGUGUGGAUCACAAAUAGCUCAUCAGAAAAGCAGUAUUUCCACACCUUGGGUUUUUAAAUGCGAGUUCAGAACCUUUGUCAGAGGAUUCCAGCAUGUAGGCAAGAAGGCUGGACUGCACUGAUCAAAAAUGAGUUUUAAUCAGCUGAGGCUUAUACGCAAAAAUGGAAUCUCCUUAUAACAAAGGCUGUACAUUCCCUAACUUGCAAAGAGUGUAGUAAAAGUGGACACUUUAGGUGGAUACAGAAUUGUUCUACUAAGUGAGAGCUCAUAAUUGCCUUGCAAGAACAAAAUGGUUGCUACAGAUAUUUCAUGUUGUGCAAAGUUUAAUAUUGAUGCUAAUGUCAUGUAUUUAAUUUUUGAAAGAUGUCCAUGAAACCUUUCUCUUGUUACUUAUAUUCCUCCUAUUUUAAUGAUGUUUUGGAAGCUACUAAAAACUAGACAGUAACACUCAGGAUACUAACUUGAAAUCAUUUCUAAAUUACAAGGACACUUGUUCACAUGCACAAACACACAGACUCUUGUUUUCCUAGGAGGAGGGUAGCUGAAAAAUGUGACAAAGAAGAGUGUGUAGCUCUUGUCCCUUAUACAAGUUAUAUAGGUAAUCUUGCCAACAUAAAGAGAAGGAGAGAAGAUCUCAUUAGGCUAUAGGUGUUCAGGGUAUCACCUGUGAUUACCUAAUUUGGGAAGCACAUUUGACAGUGCAGCAAGUGACGGCAAUGCUAUCACAACAAAAGCAGAUGUUUUCACAAAAAAUGUUCUUGCCUUGUAAAUAUAAUGACAAUGUAACGUAUUCCACUGUAGAAUAUUUUUCAGCUUUCCAAGUGGUGAGACAGAUGGCAGUUCUUUGUUAUUAAAUGCAAGUAUUAAAAACUUUCCAGAAACUGGAGGACGAGGAAAAAUAUAAAUUAUGGUGUCAUAAUUUCAUAGAUAAUAUAAAAAAAUACUUAGUUUUAUUGGUCAAAUCCAGGAUACAAACACUUCAGCGUUAAAGACAGAUUGUAAAAUGACUAAAAAUGGAGUUUACUGUAGAGUAACUCCAAUUUUAUAGUUUACAAAACUUACACUGUUUCUGCAGUGUGAAUUACUCAUAAUUUAUAGAAUAACUGAAGAAGACAAUAUUGAUUGACCCUUAAAAAAAAAAGGGAAAUCAUUUUGCAUAGCUGGUAGCCCCUCUAUUUGCUUAUGUAGUUGUCAGUAUUGUGUGACUGAAUGGGUUAUUGGUAUGAAAGAGUAACCAGUCCAAUUCUUGUGUGGAUACAUGUUGGCUUUUUUACAGGUAUGUAGUAAUGCUUUUUUUGAUAGGGACAUGGGCUUUUUCCGUACGUACUCCUGACAAUCAGUUAACUUAUACUAAGCAAGAAUUUUGUAUUUGCUACUGGACCUGCAUAGCUACUUUUAUAUAAAAAUAACUUAACGUUACUUUCCUUGUAGAUGUUAUUUUCUUGUGAGCAUCAGAAAACCAGAGCUGAAGCCUACUCUCAUAAUGUCCAUAAUGUUAAGAAAUAAAUUAUUGAUUUCUUUUUUUGUAUGCAGUAACAUUUGCCACAAGAGAUGUUAUUUUUGAAAAUGUUUAUAGUUACUAAUUUGGGAUAAUUUUAAUUUUUUUAUGAAAUUAUACCACUAUUUAUCUUAUAAUAAAGUAUUGAUGAAUUGAGUACUAAA